Thlaspi arvense is the source of this 510-nucleotide messenger RNA. Lineage: Eukaryota; Viridiplantae; Streptophyta; Magnoliopsida; Brassicales; Brassicaceae. The record is from the annotation of a GenBank genome assembly.
AUGUUAAGUGAUCGACGUGUCUGUAAUCUCUCCGCCAUGAAACCAAAGAUAAAGAAAGCAAAGAUGAAGAAGGUUACAAAGGGAAGCGUAGGCUUUUCAUUAGACUCGCUUCCGCUUGAUCUCAUUGUGGAGAUAUUCAAACUAGUCCCGAUCAAAACCAUAACAAGAUUACUUUCUGUAUCUAAGCUGUGGGCUUCCAUCAUCCGCAAUCGAGAUAUCAUGAAACUAUUCGUGAGUGAGUCCUUGAAUAGACCGAGAGGCCUCGUCUUACUAUCCGCAUGCGGAGAUGAGGAUUUAGCCUUAUUUGAUACACUUGAAGCAUCAUCUUCUAUCGAUUCUUUACCCACUUACCAUGUGACUUACAACAAAAGGCAGGACACGUUUAUGGCUCCAUCUGUUCACGAUUUAAUUUGCUAUGGAUUUGACUCUAGACUCGGGAUAUAUAAUAUAACCCUUGCACUAGACGGUCCAUUACCUUACCCAAGUUCAAUUCAAAGAGUACAAACAUAG